Molecule: messenger RNA, 3319 nt
Organism: Tigriopus californicus
Lineage: Eukaryota; Metazoa; Arthropoda; Copepoda; Harpacticoida; Harpacticidae
Product: homeobox protein DLX-6-like
Exons: 3
Coding region: 1074-2006 (310 amino acids)
Biological process (GO): regulation of transcription by RNA polymerase II
Molecular function (GO): DNA-binding transcription factor activity, RNA polymerase II-specific; RNA polymerase II cis-regulatory region sequence-specific DNA binding
Source: RefSeq, a predicted model, not a curated record
UAUUCGCCUUCUCUGGCUUGAAUGGCUUCGCUGGUCUAGGUUUGACCCCCUCCAUUUGGUUCUGGCUUCUCUUUUUGGAAACCCUGCUGUGCGCUCGGACGCGAAAUCCGACCAAUCCUGAGGCUCUCGCUGACGAUCGUCGGGAAUUGGGCGCGCGAACAAAAGUAGCUGGCCGGGAAACCACGAGAUUACGGAAAGGGCGCUCAGAGGGAUCCCGUCAGCGAGAAUGAAGGAAAUGGCGACGGCGCCGCCUCAAAAGCCAUCGGACGGAUUGAGGCUCUUGCUUGGCUUUCAAGAGGACUUCAGUUGACGUUGGGUUAUAAGCUCAGUUGGACGCGCCCGAGGUCCCGGCCAGAGUCUGUUGAAUAAUAGGCCUGAUUUGAAGAAGUCACAAAGGAUCGAUUGCUACGAGCAUCGGUGUUGUUAUUGCCAUUACUUUCAUGAUUAUUAUUUAAGAUAAUAAUAUUCUGCCACCUCAAGUUCGUUGUCUUCUGUGCUCAUCAUCUUUCAUUGAGUGUCUUAUCAAACUGUAAACAGUGGAGAUAGUUCGAGAAUUCAAGAAGCAAGUGCAUCAUCAACAUCAGGCUCUUCAUCAUCAUCAUCAUAAUUAUCAUCAUCACAGAUUGCUUCUUAUGACCUGCUCCGGGCAGUCACGGUCAAUAGAGUGAUUAUCGCUAAUCAAACAGAUUAGCAGCCUCAGCGCCAACGUCAUAGCUGUCGGCGUCCUUGCCGUAGUUGUUGUCAUCCUCAACGACGUGGUCGUCGGGGUCACUGUUGUUGUUGAUCCUCAUCAUUAUUAUCAUCAUUGUCUUCGACUUGUCCUUCCAUUUGACAUAAUUUGACACGGAUUUAUGGUGUGAAGUGCCUAGCGCCUACGACAGUGCCCUCCGUUCCGAGAGGCGUGUGUCAGGCGUUGCUUUUCGCUUGAACCCUUUGAAUCCUUGGGAUUCUUUCAGUGUUUGAUCAUCACCAUCACGCUGAACUUUGGUGAUCUCGCCGGCCCCCCAUACACCUCGGGUGGGGGGUCGCCUUCGGACAAUGAAUCCGGAACUUCUCAGCCGAGUUCGGAACAGAUGAAGUCCAUCAUGGACUUGCAGAACCGAGCGGGCUACGGCAUAUACGGCAAUUUCAACCCCGGUGGCCAUGGAGACUCUCCGGGCCUUACCGGGAAUCGAUAUCCUUUUCCCUACCCAGGGAUGACUGGUCAGAAUUCCUAUGCGGGGUACCACCACCUUGGCUACCCUGGCAGCGCCUCUCCCGGACGAGAUGGUAUUUUUGCAGACGAUAUUAAAGAGUCCAUUGAGAACGGAGAGCUUACACGGGUCAAUAGUAAAGGGAAGAAGAUGCGCAAGCCAAGAACAAUCUACUCAUCCCUCCAAAUCCAGCAAUUGGAACGACGCUUCCAGCGAACACAGUACCUCGCUCUGCCCGAACGAGCUGAACUCGCGAGUACCCUCGGACUGACCCAAACACAGGUGAAGAUUUGGUUCCAAAACCGUCGCUCCAAGUACAAGAAGCUCAUGAAGACUGGUCCGGGUGGUCCGAACAAUAUGCUUUCAGGUAGCCAGCCUCUACCCGGGGGCUCUCCUCCUCCCGGAGGCGAGUCGCCCAUGAUGUCUCAUACCCCAACCUCACAAGGCCAAAUGUCCCCAUCGGGCUUGAGUGUGGGUCAGUCGCACAUACCCCCGAGCAACCACAGCCCGUCGAGUGCUCACAACCAACAACAGCAGCAGCAACAGCAGCAACAACACCCCCAGCAACACCUCCACCAUCAUCAGCAUCACGGCUAUGGAGUCAUCCCUCAGCCCACCCCUAGCCCAGGUGACAUGUCGCCGCACAUGCAGCCUUCAGGGAGUCCGCCAGUGUCACACGGAGUUCACCACCAUUGGGGUCACCCCCAGCAGGAUAUCAAGCCUCCCCCCAUGCAACCUGGAAUGUUCCAGCAGUACUCAUGGUAUCAAACAGCAGACAACACGAUGAAUCAGGGGCAAGGCCUACUUACAUAGCCAUCAACUAGGCACACUCGCGGAGAGAGUAUGUAGAACGGGAAAGGAUACUCGUACAUCAGCAAACUGAUGGUUGGUCCGCCCACCUAUAUGCUUGUUGACCGCCCACGCGCCCCUCUCUCUCAGCCUGCCUGCUUGCCUGUCCAAAGUUCUUAUUCUGUUGUUUAUUGUUGUAAUCUGUGAUCAAGAGCCUUGGAACAAGAACAUGACGACGAGGAUGAUGAUGAUGAAAACAAAAUGCCAGAUACAAAGAAUUGAUAUCAAUUGUCGGUCUACACACACUUAGUUCAAGCUCAGACAACAACGUUCAUGGGUGUGUCCCGCGGCUCAAGACAACAGUCAUUUGGAAACAACCAAACAAAGACAAGUCGAGUGUUCCAAACUGGAGUGAAAGAAAGCCUAUUGCCAACGCAAGUAAGAGGUCAAGCCAGGGGUUGUUCCGCCAUUCCAACAGAUUCCAAAGAUAGUUUCCCCCUCAUGGAACCCAGCCGCACUCCUCCUACCCGUUGGCUUCUCCCACGCUCAGGGUCCAGCACUCGCAUCGUGUUUAAGGUGAUUGCUCGGAUUAUAGAAAUAGUCCUAAUGAUAACUGUCGUGAACGCCACCAACACCGCCACCACCCUCUCUGUCACCAUGAUCGUCGUUAUCAUCAUCAUCAUCACCACCAUCUGUGUUUUCAAACAAUCUACAUGUGUUUAUAUAUCCUGCUAGAAAAUGGACGAAGAAGACCGAUGCCGUAUCCAAAACCUUCACGCUGAUCUCCAAGCAAAAAUAGCUAUCAUUUUUUAGAAGCAAUGUUUCCGUUUACUCUCUUCUUGAAAGAGCCACAACAUUCACACUAAUCGAUCCGUGUCCCUUGAAAACUUUCCCAAUCGUGCACCCUUUGACUUUUUCGACUCUGAUCAAACUUCCCCAAUUCCCCCACACCCCUAGCUCGCCCAAACGAACCCAUGAAGAUGUUGCAUACAUAGUAUUGAUGUCAAGUUCUGUUAUUCAUCCCGAAGUCUAGAGUGCAAUAACUUAGCGCAACAGUCCACAGCCAUUAUUGCUCUCAGAAGGUGCGACCAGGUCCUUGUUCCAGUUUCAUGGAACAUCCACCGACUUUUUGUCACCUGACCUCUCAUUGAGACUACAUUCGUCAACCCGAACUUCCCCCCCCCCCCCUUCCCCCCCCUUCGCCCCUUAAUUAUUCCGAUCAAUUACGACUCCUUUCCUCUCUGUCUGUCAAUCUACCUUCUUCUCUAUAUUUGUGCUAAGACAUAUGACUACAAUUGGCAUAAAAGCAAAUAAAAGUGGUUUGUUUUUGCUAAUAA